CCGCAAUCACGACGAAAAGAGGGAGCGUCCGUGCCGUCAAUGUUGUAGACCCCUAUUACGAUCCCGUGGCGCGCAGGCGCAGCAAGAUCUUCUGGUUAGAGUAUCCAUUUUGAUCACAUACAAUCUUAACUCACAACAAUGGCAGACAUUGAGGAUACUCACUUUGAGACUGGAGACUCUGGUGCCUCCGUGACCUAUCCCAUGCAAUGUUCAGCAUUGCGUAAAAAUGGGUUUGUUAUGUUAAAAUCUCGUCCUUGCAAGAUAGUAGAAAUGUCUACUUCUAAGACUGGCAAACACGGUCAUGCCAAGGUCCAUUUAGUGGGUAUUGAUAUAUUUACUUCAAAGAAAUACGAAGAUAUCUGUCCUUCUACACACAAUAUGGAUGUGCCGUUUGUCAAGCGGGAAGACUAUCAGUUGACAGAUAUAUCUGACGACGGCUAUCUCUGCCUGAUGGCUGAUAAUGGAGAACUACGUGAGGAUCUCAAAAUACCUGAUGGUGAAUUGGGAACACAAUUGCGUGCUGAUUAUGAGGCUGGAAAAGAGUUACUUUGCACUGUACUGAAGGCGUGCGGCGAGGAGGUAGUAAUCGCCAUCAAAAACAACACCUCCCUCGACAAAUAAUUGUGUUCAGCCCGACGAUUAACGACGACAAAAAGCCCAACACACAUUCGAGCAAAUACCACCCGCUUAGUCAAUCAAUCGACACCUUUACCAUUGGUCAACCAGGAUAAACAACAAUAAUAACAACCAAAAAAUAUAGAGGAAGAUGAUGAAGAGAGUGGAAGAGUGUAAGAGAGCAAGAGAGAGAGAGAGAGAGAGAGAGAGAGAGAGAGAGAGAGAGAGAGAGAGAGAGAGAGAGAGAGAGAGCGAACGAGCGAUUGUGAGAGAAAGAAAGAGAGGAAAGUGGAGAAAGCAAAACGGGCUAGCAGUUCCACAUAUAACAACAGCAACGCGCAGAUGCGAGAAGCGACUUUUAUCGAAGUAUAACAUCCGCUUACUUAAUUAUUAUUCAACAAUAAUUAAAAUAAAUCCGGAAAAGCGAAAACUAUAGCAAAAACUAUAGGUAACACGCACACUCAGUUACAUAUACCUACUUACUCUUAUCUACCCAUACAUGACACAUAAAAAAAAUAGACGUGCGUGUGCGUUUGUGCGCACAGUUGCAUAACACAUACAUAUACAUACACUCACACAUACAAACACACAUUCACAUACGCGUUGUUUGUUAUACAAGAAAGUGGUGACAACUUUUCAAAUAGAAAGUUGAUUGAGAAAUAAAAACUGAGAAAGCCUUGACACAUCCUGGAUCUUUUUUUUUUUUAAGAAUAGAGAGAGAGAAAGAAAUUAUUUACAACAGCUUUGUAACUUAUUACACUUAUAUGUAUGAAUGAGAGAGUACGUGAAAGAAUGAAAGAUAUAGAGAGAAAGAAAGAGAAUGAGAGAAAAUUGUUGGAGACCAAUACGAAGAGGUCGUGGGAAAAGGACUGCGAAAUGUCCUUUACGCGCGCGCGGAACAAUUUUUUCAUGGGAUGCUAGCGAUGCCCGACACGAAGCAGCUCACUUCAAGCAUCUUUCCCAUAUAACAAUCGAUUCAUAAAGAUUAGACAAGACUGGAGUUUCACUACACAAAAUUUCUACAGAAUACCAGAAGAUUUUUUCUUUUCUUUUAAAGAGAUCUCGAGUUCUCGAGAUUUGUAGGUCUAAUGAUUUUAUUUGCGCAAAUAUUUAAGUUCAAGGAUUGUGAGGUUUAAAGAUCUAAAGAUUUUGAAUUUAAAGAACAAUAAGAAAUUUAACAAGAAUGAUUCGUAAUAUUAAAAAAAAAGAAACGUGACUUUUAGAUACCUAAAAACUCGAAAAUAUCGAAAUCUUUAAGAAUGUAGCAUUAAUUUAUCUAAUUCUAGAAAAUCUAAAUGUGAAAUCGGGGAAGACCGACAAGUCCGAGAGAUCUUCGAUAUCUAUCGAAACAACUCAAAGGCUUUGAGAUCCUGGUAUCUAAAAGUUGUUGACUGCGAAAUUAAGAUUUAAAGUACGCAAGGAUCUUUAUAUUUCUCUAUAUUCAAAAAUUGAACAAUGCAAAGGCUUUGGGAUUGAAGAAUCUAAUAGUUCGUGUGUUGGACUCGAAGCAUAAAUAUUUAAAGAACACAAUAAAAGAGCUCAUAGGUUCUUAUAUAUAUUUAAAGAUUCAAGUACAAUUUUUCGAUAUCCGCGGAUAUCGGGGUGCAAAAACCGAACGUUUUAGACCUCUAAAUCCAAGGACGUCGAGAUCUUAAGGAUAUCAUACAGGAUGACAUUUCGCGCGCUUGAUGAUGGCCAAUGCGACGCGAUCGCGUUACGUUCAGUCUGUAAUUGGCUUGCGAAUGCUCAGACCUUAUUACAUUUUGUUGUAAUAUCUCGUUUUAAUAAACAUUUUUCAGAACAGGUUACAUGAGCCGCCUUCAAUCAACAAAAUAACUUCGACGAUGUAACAUGUUAGAAUAGAUAUAAUAAUUUACAAAAAAAGAGGAGGGCCGCGAGUGGAAGAUCCUUGUGUAAACUUGCAAGAAUGCGUACAGAAUUUUUCCCUCACAUCCUUUCCGUCUUGUGUCCUUCGUGUCAUCGUUUGUAUAAAAAGAAAAUUGUUCCGAAAGUGCAGUCUGAAUGAUUAGGAAUAAUUAUAAGCAGAUAAUUAAUUACGAGAGUGUAAUCACAGUUAUCAUUGGAAGGUAUACGUUCUUUCUCCCUCAAAAAUUCGCAAACCUUGAAUUUAUUUGAUUUGGUGUCCUUGCGAUAUAUUCAUAUACUCUGCAUUUCCGCUAAAACCUCGUUUAUUUUUAGUACAACAGAGCAUUGUAGGUUUUUUUUUCAUUUGAGUUCUAAUUUUUCUACAGUGAAACAUUCAGAUUGUUUUUAUGUGAUUUCCUAAUCUCUGAUUCCAGCUCUUUUGAGAAUCCUUGUAUCUCUGAAUCCGGAAAUCAGGGAUUGUCGCUUCGGAUAUGUUCCUAGCGAUUAAAAGUCAUUAAAGUUCCUUUAAUUAACAGUUGAAUACGAAGGCUCCAAAUCAUCAAAUAUAUGUGUAUGUGAAUUUCGA
Harpegnathos saltator (Jerdon's jumping ant) is the source of this 3067-nucleotide messenger RNA. RefSeq names its product eukaryotic translation elongation factor 5 (gene eEF5). The coding region runs from base 139 to 621 and encodes 160 amino acids. NCBI's taxonomy places the organism in Eukaryota, Metazoa, Arthropoda, Insecta, Hymenoptera, Formicidae. The transcript has 4 exons. The record is from RefSeq and is a predicted model, not a curated record. Gene Ontology annotation, biological process: positive regulation of translational elongation; positive regulation of translational termination. Gene Ontology annotation, molecular function: RNA binding; translation elongation factor activity; ribosome binding.